AUGAAGACGCUGCACUUGGCUCUGAUUCUGCUCUCGCUGUCCGGUGUUCUCACUCAGGACAGUAGAUGGGGUGUGAAUUAUACGGAUAAUCCGAUCUGUGCUGUGAGAGGAUUCAGUGUCUCCAUUCCCUGUAGUUAUUAUUAUCCAACAUCAAAUCCCAACAUUCAGGUGAAACAAAGGCUUUGGUGCUCAAUGAACUCAAACACAGAUUAUGGGUGUCAUGGCCCUCCGUAUGUUUAUGACAGCUCAUCAAACACCAAGUCAGACUUUGAGUACGUUGGAGACGACAAAUCAAACUGCACUUUGUUAAUCCACAAUGUACAGUUCAGUUAUUCUGGAGAGUACAAAUUCAGAUUUAUAACUGAUGAGCCCAGUGACAGAUGGACAGGACAACCUGGAGUGACUCUACAAACUGGAGAUUUAAAGGUGUCACUAAUCAGGCUCAGUGGAAACGGAACCCUUAAACAAGGAGACUCGUUAAAUCUGACGUGUGAUGUGAACUGCACACACAGUUCCUCACAGUUUGUGUGGUCUAAGAACAACGAGCAGUUAAACACAUCAGGACCCGUUCUUCACUUUCCUGCUCUAACCGUGAGGGAUUCUGGGAAUUACACCUGCACUUGGAAAACCAAGGAGACGUCAGGAUCUAAAACCAUCAGCCUUCAGGUCGAGGAUCCGUGGUUGAUCUGGAUGAUUGUUUUAGUGACAGCUGCAGUGAUUUUGAUCGUCAUCUUAGGAGCUGUGAUUUACAACAGGAGGAGGAAGUUUAAAGCUGCAGAAGAAAACAGGGGGGAAAGUGGAGAGAAAACACAGAAGAAGCCACAGUUACACCAAGGUUCUCAAGAUCUUUAUGAAGAAACGCUGAACAAAGAGGAAGUGACUUACGUGUCUGUCAGAAAAAAAGCAAAGACCAAAGGUUCGCUGGUCACAGCAGAUCUAAACCAAGUUCCUCAGUCUAGUGAAGUGUUAGACCAAGGAGGAGUGACUUAUGCGUCUGUGGGCAUCAAAACCAAAAAGAGAACCAAACAGCGUGUCCACACUGAGCAGCAGGAGGAGGACGAUUCUGUAAUCUACAGCACUGUGAAAACGGCCUGA
Messenger RNA from Clarias gariepinus (North African catfish), 1095 nucleotides. RefSeq names its product myeloid cell surface antigen CD33-like. NCBI's taxonomy places the organism in Eukaryota, Metazoa, Chordata, Actinopteri, Siluriformes, Clariidae. The record is from RefSeq and is a predicted model, not a curated record. The coding region runs from base 1 to 1095 and encodes 364 amino acids. The transcript is spliced from 8 exons.